Molecule: messenger RNA, 156 nt
Organism: Glarea lozoyensis ATCC 20868
Lineage: Eukaryota; Fungi; Ascomycota; Leotiomycetes; Helotiales; Helotiaceae
Exons: 1
Coding region: 1-156 (51 amino acids)
Source: RefSeq, a predicted model, not a curated record
AUGCCUUCUACUGGAAUUAUCACCAGCGAAAAGAAUUUGAUUAUCCUUGCAACCGUUCAUGCUACCAUGGCGUACACUCACGAGUCUCGACUGGAUGAAAAGAGAAGAUAUGCAUCCGGGGACAGCCUUCGUAUAACAAUUAGAGUACAAGUUUAA